AUGACUGGUUAUCAAAUUUAUCGUUACGAUAGCAUUACUCCCUAUGUAGACGCUUAUAAGAAGACACCCUCUGCCUCUCAAGGAAUGUGCCACUUACCAAUCAAGGUUUACAUUGCCAUUGCUAUCCUGGGUAUGAUUGCGGGGUACAGUGCGGCUCUAUGCUUUGGGAUACAAUAUCAUAAUUUUUCCGCCACCACGAUGGCAUUCAUUUCGGGUGUAGCUGCAACGGUGCUACUUUAUAUGCAUCUUGCAUUCAAAAAAGGAAAGAUGAUUGACUGGCCAAGGGCUCGCUUCACAUGUUAUCUUUGGGCAGGUUGGGUUACCUUCGUUAUAGCAGUAAUCGGAUUGACAGCAUCUCUCAUAUAUGCUGGUGUUAACCAUCAAACGCUUACAACAAAAGAUCAAAUCUUUGAAGGCCUACAAGGUGAGAACUUCUGGAUUACAUCUGUAUGGUUCUUCAUGUUGGCAAAAUGGACAUCUAUGAUAGGAAUAUUCGCAAAACGUUAUCUCAAUGCAACAUUAAUUCCUUUGUCAAAGACUCCUCCAUCUCCUCUUUCGGAAACAUCUGAGAUAGCGAAAGCUGACCCGACUUUCUAA
Molecule: messenger RNA, 597 nt
Organism: Strongylus vulgaris
Lineage: Eukaryota; Metazoa; Nematoda; Chromadorea; Rhabditida; Strongylidae
Source: the annotation of a GenBank genome assembly